AUGUUUAAUAAUGUUAGAGGUUAUAUACAACUUCAUCCUUUCCACUUAGUUAGCCCAUCUCCUUGACCUAUAUUUUCAGCUUUUAGUUUAAUGAACUUAGCUUUAUCAUUAGGUUUAACAGCUCAUGGUUAUAUUGCUAAUAAUAUUUGAAUUUUCUUAAGUAUUAUUACUGUUUUAUAUUCAAUAGGUUUAUGAUUAAGAGAUGUUUUAGCUGAAAGUACUUUCUUAGGUGAUCAUACUUUAGCUGUUAAAAGAGGUAUUAACCAAGGUUUCUUAUUAUUUGUUGUUAGUGAAAUUAUGAUAUUCGCAUCAUUAUUUUGAGCUUAUUUACAUUCAGCAUUAAAUCCAACAAUGGAAAUAGGUAUGAGCUGACCACCUGCUGGAAUAGAAGCUAUUUCAGCUGAUGAAUUACCUUUAUUAAAUACUAUUAUUUUAUUAGCAUCAGGUGCAACUAUUACAUAUGCUCACCAUGCUAUUAUUAAUGGUAAUAGAAAAGGUACAAUAUUAGGAUUUGUUUAUUCUACUUUAUUAAUCUUAUUAUUCGUUUUCUGUCAAAUAUUAGAAUAUAGCUUUGCUGGAUUUACUAUUUCUGAUAGUGUUUAUGGUUCAACAUUCUUCUCUGCAACUGGUUUACAUGGUUUACAUAUGAUUAUGCUAUUUAUUAUGUUAUUUGUUUGUACUUUAAGAGUUGUUUAUUACUCAGUUACAGAUAAUAGCCAUAUCGGAUUAGAAGUUACUAUCCUUUAUUUACAUGUUUUAGAUGUUAUUUGAUUAGCUAUUUAUGUUGUUAUGUACUGAUGAGGAGCUUAA
This is a messenger RNA of Dujonia railenensis, 810 nucleotides long. The record is from the annotation of a GenBank genome assembly. Lineage: Eukaryota; Fungi; Ascomycota; Pichiomycetes; Serinales; Debaryomycetaceae.